Raphanus sativus (radish) is the source of this 1454-nucleotide messenger RNA. RefSeq names its product protein BTR1. The record is from RefSeq and is a predicted model, not a curated record. The transcript has 8 exons. NCBI's taxonomy places the organism in Eukaryota, Viridiplantae, Streptophyta, Magnoliopsida, Brassicales, Brassicaceae. Bases 179 to 1171 code for a protein of 330 amino acids. Gene Ontology annotation, biological process: regulation of gene expression. Gene Ontology annotation, cellular component: cytoplasm; cytosol. Gene Ontology annotation, molecular function: mRNA binding.
AAAAGAGCCAAACUUCAUUCACUUGACAAAAUCGCUCGGCGACAAAGACGAGGAAUCCAGCAAGGAUCUAGAAACCGCAUACCGAGACUAGAUUCAGAAACCACAGGCUUGAAAGUGUCGCUGACGCAAGGAGGAGAUUCGAAUUGCGUUUGAGAACAGAGCAGCAGCAGCAUUGGCGAUGGAGUCCACCGAGUCAUAUGCCCCUCCUCCUGAAGAGCUCACCAAGCCAUCCCCUGAACCUUCCGAAGAUGACUCUGGUGAGAAGCCAACACACAUUCGUUUCCUUGUAUCCAAUGCGGCGGCUGGCUCCGUCAUUGGGAAAGGAGGCUCCACCAUCACUGAGUUUCAGGCCAAGUCCGGUGCGCGGAUCCAGCUCUCUCGUAACCAGGAGUUUUUCCCUGGGACGACCGAUAGGAUUAUCAUGAUAUCUGGCUCUAUCAAAGAAGUUGUCAAUGGACUUGAACUUAUCCUUGAUAAAUUGCACAGCGAGCUUCAUGCUGAAGAGGGUAGUGAUGUUGAGCCUAGGAGACGACUAAGACUUGUGGUUCCUAACAGUUCUUGUGGAGGCAUAAUUGGGAAAGGAGGGGCCACCAUUAAGUCAUUCAUUGAGGAAUCUAAAGCUGGUAUUAAGAUAUCCCCUCUGGAUAAUACCUUCUAUGGGUUGAGUGAUAGGCUAGUGACGUUAUCUGGAACCUUCGAGGAGCAGAUGCGGGCUAUUGAUUUGAUUUUGGCUAAGCUUACCGAGGAUGAUCAUUACUCCCAGAAUGUGCAUUCCCCAUAUUCAUAUGCAGGUCUUUCCUACUCUGGUUUUCAUGGUCAUCCAUAUGCGUAUGUGCUUCCUUUUGCAACAGCCGGAUACAAUUCAGCUAACUAUGCACACAACGGUUCUGGAGGCAGGUAUCAAAACCACCAAAAGGAAGAGGCUGGUAGGACGGUGACAAUUGGUGUGUCGGAUGAGCAUAUAGGAUUGGUGCUUGGUCGUGGAGGAAGAAACAUCAUGGAAAUCACUCAGAUGACAGGUGCCCGAGUAAAAAUAUCAGACCGAGGCGAUUUCAUGUCUGGAACCACUGAUAGGAAAGUGAGUAUCACAGGAUCACAGAGAGCAAUUCAGCAAGCUGAGACGAUGAUAAAACAGAAAGUUGAUUCAGCCUCUGAGAGAGACACCGAAUAAAAGCACCCACCGAUGGAGCUGUCCAUCGUGGUUCCUUAUCUUUGGUCAUUUGUUGAGGCUUAAGCUUUGAGAAUGGGAUCACAAAAUCAUCUUGAAGUGAGGCAGAGAGUUGUCUCUAGGAGAGCUUUGUUUCUUCUUGUUUCAUUUUCUUUUGCAUGUCUUUGACAUAAUACAAUGUGUUCUUUUUUGUUCUUUCUCUUGGGAGAGAAGCAGGUUUGGAUUUAGAAGUACUGUUUUCACUUUUGUUUUAUUAAUAACUUUAUUGAAGUUUUGUUUCCCUUGA